UCCGUAUAAAACAACCAACCAAUCAAGAACAUUAGCACAAACCCUUUUGUAACCACUCCAUUAAAAAAAAAAAAAGAAAAAAAAUGGAGAAAGACAAAUACUUUCCUCUGUUUGAGACGAAACAAGCAAAAGGGAGAUUGAUUUACAGGGUAUUUGCAAGUUCUAUAUUUGUUGCAAUUUGUGUUAUUUUGAUUUACAGACUUAAUUACAUACCCAAGAAAGUUGGGGAGGGAAGAUGGGGUUGGCUACUUUUGUUUAUGGCUGAGAUUUGGUUUUCUUUUUAUUGGAUUCUUACUCAACUUCUCCGUUGGAAUUGCAUCUAUCGUUACUCUUUCAAAGAUAGACUCUCCCACAGGUAUGAGAAUGAGUUGCCUAAAGUGGACAUAUUCGUAUGCACGGCAGACCCAGUAAUAGAGCCACCAAUAUUGGUGGUCAACACUGUUCUAUCGGUGAUGGCCUAUGACUACCCGCCGGAGAAGCUUAGUGUCUACGUAUCAGAUGAUGGUGGCUCAAUAUUGACAUUCUAUGCUCUUUUUGAGGCCUCCAAAUUCUCUAAGAAUUGGCUACCUUACUGCAAAAUGUACAAGGUUGAGCCAAGGUCCCCUGCUGCUUAUUUCAGAUCAUUGCCCAAACCUGCUGAUGCUACUCAUUCCAGCCAUUUGGCAUCCAUCAAGAAAUUGUAUGAAGAAAUGUACAAGAGGAUUGAGACAGCAACAAACCUUAGCCAGAUUCCAGAACAAGUAGGCAAUCAACACAAAGGUUUUUCCUUGUGGGAUGACAGCUAUACUUGUAAACGUGACCAUGACACCAUUCUUCAGAUAUUGAUUGAUGGAAGAAAUGAGGGAGCAAUAGAUGUGGAAGGUAACCAAUUGCCCACACUUGCAUACCUAGCUCGUGAGAAAAGGCCUCAACAUUUCCACAACUUCAAAGCUGGAGCUAUGAAUGCAUUGCUAAGGGUAUCAUCAGAAAUAAGCAAUGGAUCGGUUAUCCUCAACGUUGAUUGUGACAUGUAUUCGAAUAACUCACAGUCUAUUCGUGAUGCACUUUGUUUCUUCAUGGAUGAGAAGCAGAGUCAAGACAUUGCUUAUGUUCAAUUUCCGCAGAAGUUUGAAAAUACUACCAACAAUGAUAUAUAUGGUUCCGCCCUUCAAACUAUCAGUAAUGUGGAAUUUCAUGGAUUGGAUGGCCUAGGAGGUCCACUGUAUGUUGGAACUGGAUGCUUCCAUCAGAGAGAAAUCUUAUGUGGAAGAAAAUACUCUAAGAAUUACAAGAUUGAAUGGAAGACUACUCCAAAUGUGAAACAAACUGUGCAAGAAACUGUGCAAGAGUUGGAAGACAGAGCCAAAUCACUUGCUAGCUGCACCUAUGACCUAAACUCCCAAUGGGGAAAACAGAUGGGAUUGAAAUACGGGUGUCCAGUGGAAGAUGUGAUAACAGGGUUAGGAAUCCAGUGUCGUGGAUGGAAAUCGGUCUACUUGAACCCGAAAAGGAGUGCUUUCUUAGGUUUGGCAGCUACAAGUUUGGAUGAUUCAUUAGUGCAACACAAAAGAUGGAGUGAAGGUGAUCUCCAAAUCAUGCUAACACAUUGUCCUUUAUGGUACGGCCGUAACAGGAUCCCCUUAGGCCUUCAAUUGGGUUACUGUCACUACUGUUUCUGGGCAGUUAACUCCCUUGCAACCCUAUCUUAUUGUACCAUCCCUUCUCUCUAUAUGAUUGGAACCAAUUCCUUAUUUCCUCAGUUAUCAAGUCCAUGGAUUCUCCCUUUUGGCUACAUUAUUAUUGGCAAGUACAGCUACAGCUUAGCCGAAUUCCUAUACACCGGAGGCACGGUUUUAGGAUGGUGGAACGAACAAAGGAUGUGGCUCUACAGGAGAACAUCAUCAUAUCUGUUUGCCCUCAUUGACACCAUUUUAAAGGUGGUUGGAUUUUCUGAAAUGAAGUUCGUGAUCACGAGCAAGGUGGCUGAUGAAGAUGUGUCUCAAAGAUACGAGAAAGAGAUGAUGGAAUUUGGAGUUGCUUCUCCCAUGUUCACAUUGUUGACAUCCCUCGCUUUGAUAAAUCUGUUUAGUUUUGUUGUCCUAAUCAACAAGUUGUUGGUACAAGAACAGAGGAUAUCGAUUACCAACAGAUUAAGCUUGCAGAUUAUACUAUGUGGUGUCUUGGUAUUAAUCAACCUCCCAUUGUUUAAAGCUGUUUUUAUUAGGAAGGACAAAGGCAAGAUGCCUACUUCUAUUGCUAUGAAAUUCUCUCGUUGGUCAAUAUUAGUAGCUGUACUACUGCUAGCUCUGUCUAGCUUGCAACUGGCAUUUGGCCUUAGGUUUGUAAUUGAUAGAGAGGAGUGUUUCUCCCAUAAUGUUCAGUUUGAAUGGGAUACAGUCCAUGUUUCUUAUGUUGUGAUUAAGUCUGAUUCUCCUUGGCGUACGGAAGAUGGUGUUGAUUUAGUGGUGAAAGGACCUGAAGGCGACCAGAUCCAUGACUCGCAUGAUAAAAUCAGUGAGAAGUUCGACUUUUCUGCUCAUAAAAAAGGACCUUUCAAAUUCUGCUUCACUAAUAAGUCACCUUAUCAUGAAACCAUUGACUUUGAUGUACAAGUUGGACAUUUUACAUACUAUGAUCAGCAUGCAAAGGAUGAGCAUGUGAAACCUUUGAUAGAGCAGAUUGAAAAGCUAGGUGAAUCUCUUUACAAUAUUCAGUUUGAACAGCAUUGGCUGGAGGCACAGACUGAUCGACAAGCAAUAGUGAAUGAAGCAAUGAGCAAGAGAGCAAUCCAUAAAGCGGUUAUGGAAUCGUUUGCACUUGUUGGCGCAAGCGUGUUGCAGAUAUAUCUUUUGAGACGGAUGUUUGAAAAGAAGCUCGGAACUUCCAGAGUCUAAAAACCUUACUAUAUUAUUAUUCUCUAUCUUGCCAGUUUUUGGAAAUAGCAUAGCUUUGUUUUUCUGGUAUAUUUUACCAUAAACCUUCUACUGUAGAGAUCACAAAUGAAUAUCAAUAGACUUUCCCAAUCAAGAUUUGUUACAA
Spinacia oleracea (spinach) is the source of this 3018-nucleotide messenger RNA. RefSeq names its product transmembrane emp24 domain-containing protein p24beta2. The transcript has 13 exons. Bases 84 to 2873 code for a protein of 929 amino acids. Gene Ontology annotation, molecular function: cellulose synthase (UDP-forming) activity. Gene Ontology annotation, cellular component: membrane. Gene Ontology annotation, biological process: cellulose biosynthetic process. The record is from RefSeq and is a predicted model, not a curated record. NCBI's taxonomy places the organism in Eukaryota, Viridiplantae, Streptophyta, Magnoliopsida, Caryophyllales, Amaranthaceae.